CCCCCCUCCUGACUGGAUAUCUCCCUCAGCUGUCUUGGCCUGAGGUAUCCCCCUCAGGCUGCCUGAUGAGUGUCCCAUUAAUUACCCCCCCAUUAAUCAGUUUCGGUUCAACCAAAGCCCAUCUCUGUUCAUUCACUGAGAGAGGACAUAGAAAGGCUCCCGACAUUAAAUAUUAGUUUAUUAUUUUAAUUCAUUAAGUGUCAGUACCAUGGUGUAGCACCUGCACGUGAUUUUAUUGUGUGUCCUCCUCCCACUGACAGCUCUGUUCAGGCAGGUUUUUAGUUCUCUGUGGGUUUAUCCCAAAUAUUUCCUUCCAACCAUCACUUGGUUCCCAUAAAAAAGCAGCAGCAGUUCUGUCUUUUGUCUGGCCUUUCCCAGGUUCCUGUCCCUGAACUGGGGGGAUCAUUUGGGGAUCCUGGGGGCUCAGUGGGUGAGGGCAUGGCCAGGGCUGGGGUUCCUGACCAGUUCUGGUUGGUUGGGGGGGCCACAGGAACCCUGCAGCUGCACCCCCUUGAUGGGGGAAUCAAAGCCUUCAUCUCUGCUGCUGGGCUGAGAUGGUCCCAGUCAAUCACAGAAUCCCAGACUGGUUUGACUGGGAGGGACAUUAAAUCCCAUCCAGCCCCACCCCUGCCAUGGCAGGGACACCUUCCACCAUCCCAGGCUGCUCCAAGCCCCGUCCAGCCUGGCCUUGGACACUGCCAGGGAUCCAGGGGCAGCCACAGCUGCUCUGGGCACCCUGUGCCAGGGCCUGCCCACCCUCCCAGCCAACAAUUCCUUCCCAAUAUCCCAUCCAGCCCUGCCCUCUGGCACUGGGAGCCAUUCCCUGUGUCCUGUCCCUCCAGGCCUUGUCCCCAGUCCCUCUCCAGCUCUCCUGGAGCCCCUUUAGGCCCUGCAAGGGGCUCUGAGCUCUCCCUGGAGCCUUCUCUUCUCCAGGUGAGCAGCCCCAGCUCUCCCAGCCUGGCUCCAGAGCAGAGGGGCUCCAGCCCUUGGAGCAGCUCCUGUAGAAAUGACCUCAGACUCCUCCAGCCCUCGUGAUGUCCGUGUCCUGCUCCAGUCUGGGUGCUCUGUUCCUGACAGUUCUGAGCUCCAGACUGCAGACUUGGAAAGAGAAGGCUCUUCCCUUCCAGAGAAGGGUCUGGAACUUUUUUGCCGGGACAUUUCCCCUUACCAAAAUCAGAUCUCUUGGGUGGGGGAGGCAGGUUUCCAGGAUGGUUUAGGCAGGUGGCACUGGCAAUUCCAGCUGUUCCAGGGAGUCUGGGAUCUCUGGGAUCUGAUGAAGGGAGAAGUCCUUACAAUGGGUGUAUGUGAGACUUUCUAAGGGAGGCACUGAGUGUUCAGAGUCCUCAGGCUGCUGCUGCCCCCAUGAUUCUCAUUCCCAGGAUGAAGCCCUUUCCCAGGGCAGCCUGUGGAGCUGCAGGGUGUGAGGGGAAAGUUUUCCAGCCAGAAGAGGGGAUGCUUUCCGUACAUUUACUUCUUUCAGCCCAUUAUCUGCCCCUGUCCCCCUCCUCCUGCUCUGGCUCGCUCUCCCCUCCCGGUGUUUCGGUGCUGAUGGGGUUGUACGUGCCAGUCCCCUUGAGGAUCCCAUUCCAGACACUCAUCCUCCUUUAGAAAACAUCCAAAGUCAAGGCCGUGCAUCCCUAGGAGCGAGUGCAACAGCUUCGAUUUUUGCACGUUUCCAAAACGAGCUGCAAACCCAAAAAUAGAACAAAAAAAAGUUUCUUUGCCACCUCCCUCGCUCCUCUGCAGCGCGACAGCCCCGGGGCGGCUCAGGGGAGGCGGUUGUGCCUCGGCCACUCAAGGCCACCCUGGUUAAAAGGGAGACGCCGUCCUCCCUCUUCCUGCCGAGGGCUUGGGAUGCGUGAGCUGCUCCAGGGAAGAGCCGAGGUGGGACCAUGAGCGCUCUCAGGGGGCUCCUGCUGUGCCUGGUGCUGCUGCUCCCCUCUGCAGCUCUGCCCAGGAAACGGGAAAGGGAUUCCCUGAUGGAGCUGAGUCUGCUGGAAGAGCUGGGGCUGGAAGCAGAAGGGAGAAAGGUGGGAAAUGGAAGUUUACAGGAGACACCCAGGUCCAGGAGGGCUGCUGCCACUCGCCUCUUCUCCAAGCCUGAGCCAGGAGCCGAGUGUCCCCAGGCUGAGGAGGGGGGCCCGGGCUGGUCCCGCUCUAGCCCGCAGCCCUGGCCCCUCGGGGGCCUGGAAGGGCCCGUGUGCAGGGUGAGGAUGGAGCAGGACGGGGCCACCCCGAGGCACCUGGAGGUGAUGGGUGUGCUCAGCCACUACGAGAGCAGCUUCAUCAAACUGCUGAGACGGCGCCGGAGCUGGGACGGGAACUUCCCGGGGACCUUCGGGCUGUGCCGGGCCGGGGAGGCGGCGGCUGCUCCCCAUCCCCUGCAGAGGAUCCACGAGCACGUGCUGGAGCCGGGGCGGGAGAGAUUCCUCGUCCUGCACCUGGAGGAAGUGCAGUGGGAAGCGCAGGUGAAGCUGCGGUUCCAGCUGGUUUUCCAGGCGGAGGUGGGACGGGCUCUGGGAGAGCUGCAGGCGGCCGUGAUGCUCUUCUACCUGGGCCGCCGGGAGGGCCGGGGCUCCGGGCCCCCGCAGGAGCUGCUGCUCACCGGCCCGGGGCUGGAGCGGGACCAGAGGCUCUGCCUCUCCAGGGACACGCAGUACCUGGCCCUGGCAGCCGCCGCAGCCUCGGUCACCCGCAGCGCGGAGCGGCUCCGCUUCUCGGCUUCCCUGGCCAUCCACGGCGGCGCGGGAGGUGCCCCCCUGCCCCGCACGGAGGUGCAGCAGCUCCUGUUCGGCUCUGAUGACAAAUGUUUCACCCGGAUGACCCCGGUGCUGCUGCUGCUGGCCAAGUCACGGCAGCAGGAGGAGGAAGAGGAGGAAGAGGACGCUUUGGCCCCAUCCUCCUACCAGUCUGCUGAGGGGGUGCUGGACAUGGCUCCGUACCCACAGCUCAGGUCCGUGGCUGUCGCUGCAGGCGCGGGAGAACACGGGGGCUGGGAGAUGAGCCCACCCCAGGCCGGGACCGAGGAGCUGCCGACCCCCACUGCCCCGAGCCAAGCCAACACUUCAUCCCCAGCGCCCGGGGGCAGCGCCCAGUUCCUGGCAAUCCUGACCCGCUUCAUCCGGCAGCUCCUGAGCUCCUCCAGCGAGCCGCCCCCCCAGCCCAGUGCCCACCACUGGCUGGACUUCGAGGCGAUGGAGACCCUCCCUCACCAGCUGCUCAACCUGUCGGAGGAGGCGGCGCUGGAGCGGCUGGUGCAGUCGGAGGAGCCCUCGGUGCUGCUGCUGGCCCAGGACAGCGGGGCCGUGCUGGAGCAGCACCUGGGGGACUGGCAGCCGGAGGGCACCGUGCUGCAGCUGCUGAUGGGCAAACUGCAGCUGGUCAUCCAGGAGCUCAGGGACAUCCCGGCUUUCCAAGCCAACGCGGUGCUUUUCCAGCACCUGCUGACCUUCUGCUAUUACCCAGCAGAGCCGGGGCAGGCCGAGGCGGCCGAGCGGGGCCCGGGUUCGCGGAAGCUCCGCACGCUGCUGCUGCUGAAGGCGCUGCAGUCGGUGCGGGCGCGCUGGCAGGAGCGCAGGAAGGUUCAGCGGCAGAACCGCAGCGCUCGGCACCAGGCGCACUGCCGGCUGCAGGAGCUCACCAUCGACCUCCGCGACCGCCACUUCAUCGUCAUGCCCACCGUGUACGCGGCCAACAACUGCGAGGGGCCCUGCCGGCUGCCGCUGUCCACGCGUGUCCCCAGCUACUUCUCGCACACGGUGCUGCUGCUGGGCAUGCAGGAGCGGGGCUCGCCGCUGCGCAGGGCUCCCUGCUGCGUGCCCGUGCGCUACUCAGACCAGCUCAUCAUCAGCCUCUCCUCGGACGGGCUGGAGAUCCGCAAGUUCCCCAACAUGGUGGCAGAGGAGUGCGGCUGCCGGUGAGGCUCCCGCCGGCCUCCCCGCUCGCCCCACCCCGGCCCCUCUCCCGGUUUGCCCUCCCGGCUCGGGAUCUGGUGCUUCUGGCCGAGACGGGAGCUCCCGUGUGUCCUUUCCCCACGGUUU
Poecile atricapillus (Black-capped chickadee) is the source of this 4040-nucleotide messenger RNA. RefSeq names its product anti-Mullerian hormone (gene AMH). Gene Ontology annotation, biological process: gonad development; Mullerian duct regression. Gene Ontology annotation, molecular function: growth factor activity. The coding region runs from base 1893 to 3920 and encodes 675 amino acids. The record is from RefSeq and is a predicted model, not a curated record. The transcript is spliced from 5 exons. Lineage: Eukaryota; Metazoa; Chordata; Aves; Passeriformes; Paridae.